Limulus polyphemus (Atlantic horseshoe crab) is the source of this 1816-nucleotide messenger RNA. RefSeq lists its product as uncharacterized. The record is from RefSeq and is a predicted model, not a curated record. NCBI's taxonomy places the organism in Eukaryota, Metazoa, Arthropoda, Merostomata, Xiphosura, Limulidae. The coding region runs from base 109 to 1236 and encodes 375 amino acids. The transcript has 2 exons.
AAUUCACAAGUAGAAAUGACUUGUCUCUUCCUAUAGCACAUCAUUCUCUCCCUGAAGUUUGGAAUAGCGUACGCUAUACCCGACAUACCUCAGUGGGUGGCAACAGAAAUGGCUAAGGUAGAGUUCCAACGCCGAGAAGCUACCAAGAGAAUCCAAAGUUCAGCAGUUACAUCAGAAAGUGGUCAGACAGAGACUUUAUUAAGGUCCAGCAGCAUUGCAGAAACUGAAGAAGAAAAGGCUUCUACGGGAUCGGAAGAACUUAAUUUGUCUCAGAUUGAAGCUGCUGUGACCACACCAGGUGAAACUGAAAAAAAUGUUGCCAUCCAUCCAAGAGGUUCGCUUGAACAGAAACAUAAAUCUACUAACACAGUCCAUUGUAGUGUGGAAGAUAUAGCAUGUCAGACAGAUUUUCUUUUAAACCAGAGUGUUCAGACAAUCUUGGAGAGACGAAGAACUGUGACAUUUUUUGGAGAUAUAUCUUUAGAAAAUCUAGCUAAUGGUAGUGAAAAAACAACCACACAAGUAAAUGGAUUACCUCAUGAAGAUUCUGAGAUUGAUCAAGAUCGGAAGCCUCAUCAAGAGAAAGCUCAAGAAGCAACUCUGUUUGAAGAAGCAGACCAGACUGAGAAAACAGUUGAAGACUCCCAGGUUUUGACUACACAUAUCUCAACUCAAAAGACAAAAGCUACCAGAGUUCCUCCUUGUGGACCAGAGUUACAACCUGGAUCUCCUGUGCUUAUAGUUAACAGAAAAGAAAAACUAAGCAAAAAGGAAAACUUGUGUCCAGAGACUGUUAUAGCUCCUCGAGCAAGAAUAACAGAAUUGGAGGAACUAGUUACACUGUCCCCAGUAUCUCAGGAAACUCAAGGUAAGGAAAAAUCUAGCCGUCGUAAGUUUAGUCUGCCUCAUCUUCGUCUGAUGAGGAAGUCUGGAUCUCAAGACUCUGACACUUCGUCUCCAUCACCGUCCUCUGCUCCUUCAGUUGGUGAGAAAUCUCAAAGCCCCAACAAAAGUAUGAAUGGGAGGAAGUCCUUUAAGUUCCCAUCACUUAAGAGAAAAAGACAAUCUUUACCGCAAUCUUCCUCUUUGGAUGCACCAAUUACCUUUACUUCUAAACAGUCUGAAUAUGUUCCUGAUAUUUCAGGCCCACUCAGAGUAUCCUCUCCCAAAGAGAGAAAAGCUUUUAUUUUUCCCGAUGAAAAAGAAGGAAGGUCUCAUAUUGCCAAGUUGUCAUGAGUUAUGCAGUCAGUAUGGUCUUUCUGAGCUGUUUGACUGACACAGUGUGUAUGCAGUUUCUUAAUUAUGUCCUAAUGUAAAAUGACAAUCGUAUAUAAAAUUAGGAGACUGAGUCCAACUUUUACUUGUUCAAUUCAUAUAUGAUGCUUUUUCUCUCUCUCUCAAACUUUAAUAUUUCUAGUACCCUCUCAUAACACAAAUUUUAUAAAAUAAUUUUAUUACUCUUAAACCCCCCCACCCAACAAGUAUGACUUAUUUUAGCCUAAACUGUCACUCGAUGUAGACCAAAAGUCAAAAAUAGUCAUGAGGGUUUUAAGGGUAAUAAAUCAAUUUAUAUAAUUUGUGUGAAAUAUCACUCGGUGCCCUAAGGAGAAGACUGUGUUGUUUGAAUAAGGGAUGUUUGUGUCAUAUCACGUACACAGUUUUUGUAGAAUUCUUACAAUAAUCAAUCUUUUCACAUAUACUCACAAAUUGGCUUUCUGUUCUGUUUUAUGUCCACAAUAUUGAGCUAUCUUUGCCUUUAAAAUAAUAAUUCUUAGAAUAAUAAUAAUUGUUCCAUAUUCCAUGAAUCAGAAGCAUU